AUGAAGCUCGAAGUCGCAACACUGGCCUUCGCCAGCCUCGUCCUACCAGCUACCUGCGAAUCAACCCCCUCCUUCCCAAAAGAGCAAAGGCUAGCCCGCCAAGAUAACACGGAGUCUCUACCAAUCUACAAGAACUCAUCCUACUGCGUCGACGCACGCGUCCAAGACCUUAUCCAACGGAUGACAGUUGAAGAGAAAGCCGGCCAGCUCUUUCAAACUCAACUCUACCAAGGUCCCAAUGGCACUCUCGACCCUGGCAACGUCACGGCCCGCCGCAACAGCACCGAUAACAUGAUUGGCGAGAAGUUCAUGACGCACUUCAACCUUGUCGGCGACAUCACGGACGCGAAGCAGGUUGCAGAAUUUGUCAACCUCGUUCAGCAGCGUGCUCUGGAUACGCGUCUGGGUAUCCCCGUGACCCUUUCUACCGACCCUCGGCACCACUUCACAGAGAAUAUUGGCACUGGUUUCCAGGCUGGUGUCUUCUCACAAUGGCCAGAGACACUCGGUCUUGCCGCUCUGAGGGAUCCCGAGCUCGUUCGAAAGUUUGCCGAGGUCGCUCGAGAGGAGUACAUUGCUGUCGGCAUCCGAGCUGCCCUGCAUCCGCAAGUCGACCUUGCUACCGAGCCACGAUGGGCACGCCUGGGCAAUACCUGGGGCGAAAACGCGACCUUGACAAGCGAGCUCAUUGUCGAGUACAUCAAAGGCUUCCAAGGAAGGGAGAUCGGUCCUCACAGCGUGACGACUGUGACAAAGCACUUCCCUGGCGGUGGUCCGAUGGAAAACGGUGAAGACUCUCACUUCACAUACGGCAAGAAUCAGACAUACCCCGGAAACAACUUCGAGUACCAUCUCACCCCCUUCAGGGCGGCAAUUGCAGCCGGCGCGAGGCAGAUGAUGCCGUACUACUCCCGUCCGAUAGGCCUGUCUGAUAACUUAACCGAUUACGAGCCAGUCGGCUUCUCCUUCAACAAGCAAAUCGUCACGGACCUACUCAGAAACCAACUCGGCUUCGAAGGUAUCGUCGUCACUGACUGGGGUCUAAUCACUGAUACGGUGAUCCGCGGCCAAGACAUGCCGGCACGCGCAUGGGGCCUCGAAAACACGACCGAGCUUCAGCGCGCAGCUCGGAUCCUCGAUGCUGGGUGUGACCAGUUUGGUGGUGAGCAGCGUACCGAGCUCAUAAUCCAGCUGGUAGACGAAGGCAUCGUGUCCGAAGACCGCCUUGACGUCUCCGUCAGACGUCUCCUUCGCGAAAAGUUUCUCCUCGGGCUCUUCGACAACCCCUUCGUCGAUCCCGAGGCCGCAACGAGAGUUGUUGGCAACGACUACUUCCUCCGGCUGGGCAAUGAUGCCCAGCGCAGAGCCUAUACUCUUCUCACGAACAAGGAUGAGCUCCUCCCUCUAAAACACAUCAGCGCAGAAACCAAGUUUUACAUCGAGGGUUUCAACGCCACGUUCCUCGAGGCACGCAACCUCUCGGUCGUUGAGACACCGGAAGAGGCGGACUACGCCCUGCUCCGCCUCGAUGCACCCUACGAGCCUCGUCCAGGCGGCUUCGAAGCAGCUUACCAUGCCGGCUCGCUCGAGUACUCGGACGAGGAGAAGGCGCGCCAGGCCGCGAUCUAUGCGGCCGUGCCCACCGUCGUCGACGUGAUCCUAGACCGUCCUGCUGCGAUACCCGAGGUGUUCGACGCCGCUUCUGCGGUGUUGGGCAGCUACGGGAGCGGUAGCGAAGCUUUCUUGGAUGUGAUCUUCGGAUUGAGCAACCCCGAGGGCAAGUUGCCUUUUGAUCUCCCACGAUCACAGCAAGCCGUGGAAGAAGCGAUGGAGGAUGUGCCGUAUGAUACGGUGGAUCCUGUAUUCAGGUUUGGCCAUGGGCUGCGCUAUGCCGAUAAGUGUUCGUUGUGA
Molecule: messenger RNA, 1911 nt
Organism: Colletotrichum tamarilloi
Lineage: Eukaryota; Fungi; Ascomycota; Sordariomycetes; Glomerellales; Glomerellaceae
Product: glycosyl hydrolase family 3 N terminal domain-containing protein
Exons: 1
Coding region: 1-1911 (636 amino acids)
Biological process (GO): glucan catabolic process
Molecular function (GO): beta-glucosidase activity
Source: RefSeq, a predicted model, not a curated record